ACAGUCAAUGAUUAUCAGGAAGUAAGCAAAGACUGGAGUGUCAGACUCAAACUCAAAGUGUAAAAUGAUAACUGAAAUUGAAGUUUGAUUCAGAUGGCCACCUAAGCAAGAUGUAACUUGUUCCGAGAUUUAAGAUGGGGUCCCGUCAACCAUGGGACAACACCCCUCACACACUGACAGAGUUCGCUCCCUUGAGUUCGGAAGUAAGACCAAGCGGAGGGAUUUUUUCCCGAUUUCUUAGAAGAGGAAAAGAUGAAUCAGAUAAUUCAGACAGCUCUUCCGCCCCUAGCAGUAGAUUGUCAUCGAGGGAAACUUCAGUUGAGAGAAGCAAACUGCCCCCUGGUGACACUCACGGCGGAGUUAUUGUCGAAAGUGUCGACCCAUCUUCUGUACUUCCCACAGAAAAAUACUGGAUGAAAAAUGAUGAUGAAAAUGGAAGCCAAUCGAGUUUAGAGGGUCAGGUCCCAUCACAAUGGAACCAAGAAACUACCCCAAAGAGAACACUCUCCAGUGUACUGAGUCGUCUGGGCAACAUACUGGAGAGAAGAAGCACUACUCCUCAGGCAUACAAGGACAGUGAUUUCAAGCAGUACUGGAUGCCGGACAGCAGCUGCCGUGAAUGCUACAACUGUGGAGACAAAUUCACGACGUUCCGCCGGCGACAUCACUGUCGAAUCUGUGGGCAGAUUUUCUGCAGUAAAUGCUGCAACCAAGAACUCCCAGGAAAAAUCAUCGGUUACAAAGGUGGUAUCCGUGUGUGUCAGUAUUGCUGUAAAGUCGUCCUCCGAUACGCCCAGCAGUCCGAGUCUAGUGGAGAUAUGAAGAUGAUCAGAGAGGACCUGAAGAGGUUGUCUCCCAUUGACUCGGAGGUGAUGCUCUCUCAGGAGUUUGGACUUUGGAUGCCCACUAGAGCGCCCUCUGUCCACGAAGACCAACUUCCAUCGCAGAGAUCUGUAAGCCCCCAAGAUGCAAACAACGGUGCCAAGUCCACGCCCUUUGACCUCACACCAAUGGCUGACAUCUCUAUUCAAGAGAGCCUUAUUCUCACUGAAGAUUCGGUUCAGCUCCGUAUGCUGUGGCGACAGAUACAAGAUGCGGAAACCGGGGUCGAGAUGCAGAGUCACCGCAUUCGCCUGCGCACGUAUCUCAGUUGCAUUGUAGGUAAAGAUCUGGUCACAUGGCUGGUGGAUCACGACAAGGUGGCAAAGAGAGAUCAAGCUGUUGGAAUUGGGCAGGCUCUGUUGUUUGCCAACUACCUGGAACCAAUCACAAACCAGAGGAUCUUCCGAGACGAUUUCUCUCUUUACAAACCAGGAGAGCAAGCGAUUUCGUAUGUUGAGUCGCAGUCUGACACUGAAAACGAGGCCACGACUGCCGAAGAGACGAGUAGUACAGAACCGCAGUGGGUUCGCGAGAUUCAGUCUAUCGACAGAGACGAAUUUGACAUUUCGUUUGAGCGUCAGUCGACCGCGACCGACUCUGACCACCAGAAGAGUCAGUCGUCCGAGACGAGCACGCAGACAAGUUUCUACCUGGGAGAGAAGACCGAAUGUGGCAGCGUGCCUAAUGAAGUCUUAAAGUUGACCGCAGCCCCCAGAGAUGGUGGGGAGGAACCGCUACCAAGACAGGACUUCUCAACCACCGGGCUCACUGAUGAUUUCAUUAAAGAUGCUUUGUUUGUGGGCCAAUCGCCUCACGCCCCCGAUUCCAUCUGUUUCCCUCACGCCUGGCGCAACAUAGAGCAACUCCGUGAGGAGAACGGGGAGAAAUUGGCUUACUCAAGACUGAGACAAGCCCACUCCGAGUUAUGGGACGCCCUGACGAAACAACUACUGAGUCAUAACGGUCUGUCGAUGAGCUGGGAGUGCGUCAUGUCAUCCAUUAUAGCUCAGAUCAGUCGCUUCGUUAAGCCCGAUGUGCAGGGGGAGGGGGACGAGUUAGACAUACGCAAGUACAUCCACGUAAAGAAGAUUCCCGGAGGUCAGAAGACAGACACAAGUAUGCUGCAUGGUGUUAUGUUCACCAAGAACAUAGCUCACAAGAAGAUGCAGCAACAGAUCUCAAACCCUCAGAUUAUGUUGCUCCGUGGCGCUAUCGAGUACCAGAGAGUGGAAAACAAGUUCUCAUCACUGGAGCCACAGAUUCUCCAGGAGCGCGAGUUUCUGAGGAACAGUGUGUCGAAGAUCACAGCAUUCCGCCCCAGUAUUGUGAUCGUAGAGAAAUCCGUGUCCAGAUUGGCCCAGGAGUUUCUCCUAAGCCAGGGAGUCACACUGGUGUUCAAUGUUAAACUGCGAGUGAUGGAGAGAUUGGCGCGAUUCACCCAGGCUGACAUCGUUCCAUCCAUUGACAGUCUGGUCAGCCGCCCCACCCUGGGGUUCUGCCACACCUUCAAGUGUCAGUCGUACCUCCUACCCAGUGGAGAGACGAAGACGUUUGUGGUGUUUGAUGGGUGUGCCACUAACCUCGGCUGUACAAUUAGUCUGAGAGGAGGAACUUCUGGUGAACUGCGCAAAGUAAAAGACAUUUUAAAAUUCAUGAGCUACACUGCGUACAACUCGCUACUGGAAAUUUCCUUCUGUAUGGACGAAUUCGCCAUGCCAGCGGGGACACCGGACGAAACCUGUCCAAUCGAAGGAAUCGGGGACGGAGAGAAAAAUGGAGAUGAUGUCCCAGAUCAGAGCUGUGACAUCGAUGUCGAGAAUGGAGUGAUCACGAAUCCCAGUGAUGAGAACAGCUCUGAAGAAGAUGAUGAGAAGGCUGUGUGCAAUAUUCAAGUUCAGUUUGAAGACGAUAAAGAUGAUUCAGGAUCUAACAUUGACAGUUUACUGGAAACUAACCAAAAGGAAGCGUCUUUAGGAGGUUUUGUACAUUUAGAAAGAUCGCCAGACAAUCAAAGCAGUAGAGUUUUAGAAAGACAGAAAUCCGAACAUGGUGCUCAAAUUCAGCAUGAGGAAAUCACUAGAGAUGAUGGGAAUAAUAAGAAUUCUUUCACAGAAAACCAGAAGCAAGAUCAGAAAUGUUUUAGACAAAAAGACGAAGAAAAUGCUAAUAGUGAAGAUUUUACGAAAUUUGAGAAAGGGCUGACAGCUUUUGAGGGCAAAGAUAACCUGAAGAGCUCUCCUCUUUUGAGAAAUACAAAUCUGCUUCGGAUCGACUCUGAGAGUCAGAUCAAAAGAACCUCGUGUGAAAUAACCGAGCUGACAGAUGCAAGCGACCCGCUACUGAACUACCAGAAGACGAAAGACGAGUCGAUCUUCGAGAGUUCGCUGGUCGAGUUCCAGGAACACAAGCAGACGAAGCAGCAUCUGUUUAAACGUCUUCUCUCCGGCGUCAUUCUGUCUGUCUGUCCUUACCAUCAAUACAGCCUCCCGUACCUGGAGUCGCGGCAAGGGAUUGGCUGUAAGCUGCGCAAGUUCCUCUCCGAGGAUCUCUACUACUCGCCACUGUUCGAAGGUGAAGGUCAGAGUCCGAGGUCAAAGUACCAUGACCUUGACUACACGACGAAGUACUCCACGAAGACCAACAUCCAGAUCACUGAAGCGCAUCCGUUCAUUCUGUGCAAGUUGACAGACAGUUAUCUCGAAAACCGUAUUCAGGGUAUGCUUUCUGAUUUCCGUGCAAGAGGUGGCAGAAUCAAAGUUCUGUCGAAAAACCACGCUAAACAAAACGGUGUCCUGGGCGAAUCGUCUCCUAAACGACCAAAUUUUAUGAAUGAAACAAACGACAAGGACAGAAGCAAAGUAUCCACGAUCAUGUUUGACAAGAAGAUCGACUGUCUGAAUCCGCUGAAUCACCAGAAGAUCUCUGUUCUGUUUAGUAGUUACUCUCACAAGUCAACCAACCACCCAAACCCUUGUGUCACUCCAUGGUUGGUAAAAAUGGAGUUCUAUGGUAAAAAUGACAUCACACUGGGAGGAUUUCUUGAGAGGUUUUGUUUCAGGGAGACGUACCUCUGUCCGUCAGAAUCUUGUGACACCCCAAUGGUCGACCACAUACGGAGGUUUUCUCACGGGACCGGCUGUAUCAACGUGUUGGUCAAGAGACUGGACAAUGAGAUAGCGGGUGGGCAGAACAACAUUCUCCUGUGGAGCUGGUGCUGUGUGUGUAAACAGGUGACUCCAGUGGUUCCUAUCUGUGCUGACACCUGGAAUCUGUCGUUUGCGAAAUUCCUUGAGCUUCGUUUCCAUGUCAAACAGUUCACUCGCCGAGCUGCAGCCGAGCCAUGUAACCACUCGCUACAUCGUGAUUACAACUUGUACUUCGGUUACAGAGACAUUGUCACAUCAUUUAGGUACUCUGAGAUCCAGCUCCAGGAGUUGGCGUUGCCGUCGAUCGUUGUUGAUUACCACCCUUUUCCCAUUCAGCCUGGCAGAGUGAAGGAUGUGGUGAAAUACAUCACUAACAAAGGAAUGGAGAAGUUCAGUGCCAUCUUGGAGUGCACGAUGAAACUGCGCAAUGAGAUCCCCAGUGAAAGUAGUGCGAGGGCUGUGUCGGACUUCGUCACCGAGCAACAGUGUGAGAAGUCCAAACUGAGUCACCUGGCUCAAGACAUACAGCAGAAAAUCACCGACCUGCUUGAUGAUGAUUCUAACACGGAUGUUCUGACGUGCAUGUUUGAGGCUCACAGUGACAUCAUCAGACUGAAGCGGAUGAUCGUAGAGGCUGUGUUUAGGUGGAACACCAAGAUUCAGGAGUUUCUGAGUAGCCAACAGAAGAAGAUGAAACAAGCGACAAGCGUGAAGAAAGACAAGGACAAGGACAUGCCCGCCUCAUCUGUAGACGACGUUGAUCGCUCAUCACCGAAAACGUACGAGAAAACCAGAACCGGUUCCGAUCCUCAAAUCAUAGAUGUUUCUAACCUUUUAACAGUGGCAUCAAUAUCAUCGGGAUCUUCUAUGUCUGACAGACCACUGACAUCGUCUGUAAAUGUGGACACAGAAGACCAGACUGAUGGACGGACAGACAAAUGGUCGAGAAGGAAUAUCAUUGCCAGCUUUUGGUCAGGAUCGAACUUUGUUCCCGUGACCUCGCCAUUUGACCCAGCUGAACAUUACCUACUUCCGCCAUCCGACCGGGUUCCAGUUGUUAUCUAUGACUACGAGCCCAGCUCUGUGAUAGCUUACGCUUUGAGCUCCAGUGACUAUCAUGUUCGUCUACGAGAAAUUCAGUCUUGUUUUGGCUCGUCUAAGAAAGACAAUUCAGGCACAUCAAAGAGUGGGGAUUCUCCAUUGACCGGUGCUGACAUUGGCAAAGAAACUGGUCAAAAAAGAACAGGAAGUGGGAUGCUGUCAUUUUUUCGUGGUCCGAAAGACCAGAGUCCGUUUUUGUCGCGGAAAGCGGAUUACGCUGAUGCUGUCCGGUAUACAAUAGGUUCUGAAUCUUCUAUCCAGGAAGAGGACAUUGAGUCUUACUCUCUCUUUGCUACUUCGUCAUCGAGUGAUUCGGACAAGACCAAGUCCAGCAAUAAACAGACACCGAACAGUCACAUUGAAUUACAAUUUUCCGACAACGUUGCCAAAUUUUACUGCCGAGUCUUCUUUGCGGAACAAUUCCGAAAACUCCGCAAACUCAUCUUCCCAGCAGGAGAGGAUCUGUUCAUCCGAUCUUUAAGCAGAUGUAAACCAUGGGAAGCCAAGGGAGGCAAAUCUGGAUCGACAUUUUGUAAAACAGACGAUGAUCGAUUUAUUCUAAAGCAAAUGUCCAACAUGGAAAUAGAAUCGUUUGAGAAGUUCGGUCCAGAAUAUUUCAAAUACAUUUCCAAGGCUUAUACCGAAAAGAAGCCGACCGCUUUGGCAAAGAUUCUAGGUGUUUAUCGGAUCGGAUUCCGCAACACUCAGACCAACACAGCACUCAAACAGGAUCUGCUGGUGAUGGAAAAUCUCUUCUACAACCGAAGAAUUGCUCAGAAAUACGACUUAAAGGGAUCACUGAGAAAUCGUCUGAUCAACACGUCGGGGAAACGAUACGAAGACCUUGUACACCUUGACGAGAAUCUACUCAAACUGAGUGUUGAUUCCCCGCUGUAUAUGCGCCCGUACUCGAAGGCUGUUCUGAAGACAGCCAUCGACAGUGACUCGGACUUCCUGUCAGCAAACCUCAUCAUGGAUUACUCCCUCCUCGUCGGUCUCGACGAAACCAAGAAGGAACUUGUUGUUGGAAUCAUUGAUUACAUUCGAACUUUCACGUGGGACAAGAAACUGGAAAUGGUUGUCAAGUCACAGAUCUCCAUGAUAGGAGGACAAGGUAAGAUGCCCACAGUAGUGUCCCCCCAGCUGUACCGUGGUCGUUUCCUCGAGGCCAUGGAUCGCUACUUCCUACACGUACCUGACGAAUGGAGCGGAUUGGAUUCUGACUUUUCUCAGCAGAGCGAGAGAAAAGACUCAAAAGAUGACCUGGAAUCCUCUACUCUGAAGAGUUGACAGCAAUACACACCUAUCUGAUCAACUGAGAUGUUUUUAAAACUUGUGAUAAACAUAUGUAUGCCAAAUGUGUGUAUAGAAAUGAAACUUAGGAGGUGAAAAUCAGUCAGAUACUUUUUAAAAUUCUGGAUUUUAGAAUUACCCCAUAACUGUUCUUGGAUUUUAGUGCCAACCGAAAAUUGUUACCAGUACUGUCUUUUUCGUUCAUUUUUAUCUGUGAAAACUGCUUUGACUGUAAUUUAUACAUCGCUGAGUGUCUUGAGACACCAGAAUAGAAACCUGUACUUUAUUUUCAUAAUUUAUAUUUAGAUAAAUAAUUUGAAAGACUGGAGUAGAAAUCCAUUAUGAAGACUUAGACAUGUAGAAAUGACUCUUCUUUUACAGUUGAUUCUAUGUAGUUAGUGACAGAAACACUAGAGAAGAAACCUGUGAUUAAGAAAUACAUCUAUAAAAAUAAUUUAUAAAUAGUUGAGUGAAAUACAGACACCUGUUAUCAAUGAGCAUGUGUGUGAUUUGUGUGCUCUGUGUGUGUGUGUGCGCGCAUGUGUGUGUGUGUGUGUGUGCAUAUGCAUGCAUGCAUGUGUGUGUGUGUGUGUGUGUGUGUGUGUGUGUGUGUGUGUGCUGUGUGUGUUGAGUGUGGUUAUAUGUAAAGUGAAACUCCUCUAAACCGGACAACCUUGUGACCAACAAAAACGUCUGACUUAAAGAGGUAUCCGGUUUAGAAAGGUUACGUUCUGUGGUUUUUAAAAAAGGAUUUUUUGAGGGAAUUAAGGUUUACAGAGGGUCCGGUUUUGAGAGGUAUGUAAUACUAUGUAUGUUUAUUUGUAGAAAAAAGUUCCUGUGCAGCAAGUAAAAUGGCCUUAAACUAGUUAUAAAAAUUGUAAAUGAUUACAUUUUGUGAUUUCCGGAUACACUCAUAAUGUUUAUGAAUGACCUAUAAAUAAUUUUAAUGAAAA
Messenger RNA from Gigantopelta aegis, 7375 nucleotides. RefSeq names its product 1-phosphatidylinositol 3-phosphate 5-kinase-like. The transcript is spliced from 45 exons. The record is from RefSeq and is a predicted model, not a curated record. Lineage: Eukaryota; Metazoa; Mollusca; Gastropoda; Neomphalida; Peltospiridae. The coding region runs from base 135 to 6419 and encodes 2094 amino acids. Gene Ontology annotation, molecular function: ATP binding; metal ion binding; 1-phosphatidylinositol-3-phosphate 5-kinase activity. Gene Ontology annotation, biological process: phosphatidylinositol metabolic process; intracellular signal transduction.